AUGCCAUUGAGCGACGAUCAACGAGCUGCCAUAGAACGGGUACGUCUACAGGCCGGUGGGAAAGGUCAUCCAUACUGCGAACACGAUUACAAUGUCCACCGAUGGCUGACUGCCUACGAGGGAAACGAAGAGGAAGCAGCAAAAGUCCUCAGAAGACAUCUCAAUAUUCGUGAAGUUAUGUCGCUAACAUCUUUGCCGAACGCCAAAGGUGAAGAUAUUGAUGAGGAAGCGGAAAAAUACGCUCCGCUAACAAUACUUGGACGAAAUCGACUCAAUGAUAAUAAGAUUCUACUCUUUGAACAUAGUGGCAAAAUCGAUCUGAAUGGAGUAGUCGAUAAUAUAAGGAUUACCAAAUUCCUACGCAUGAAAUUCCGUACGAUGGAACGUCUGCAGCAACGUGUUGAACAAGAAGAACGUCGUCAGGAUCAGCAAAGUGGUGGCGUUCUGAUCAUGGACCUCGACGGACUUUCAUUCAGCACCAACCUUUUGUCAGUACUAGCAGGACCGUACCGAAUACUGUGGGGAACGUUAUUCGAACAAUAUCCACAACUCAUACAGCAAAUAAUAAUCAUUAACGCUCCGAAAUUCGUCAAUCUUCUCUACCAAACGUGCAUUCCUUUUAUACCACAGGAUUACCGGAAAAAAAUUAUCAUCUGUAGCAACGAUGUAAAGUCUACAUUACUGGAACAUAUUGACGAAUGCUGCUUACCAAUGGAACUUGGCGGAAAUUGUGAAAUGACGUCAUCAGGAGAAUUCGAAAUCUUCACCCCGAUUACGCCACCACUCCAUCCCUACCCCAAGGCUUCACCCAUACAAGUGCCAAUGGAACAACUUACUAUACCAGCCGGUUCAUUUACUACACAAAAAUUCAAAUGGAAUGCCGGAAAUCAGCUGGAAUUCUUUAUGCAACAUGACCAGGAAUUCACUUUAUUCUUCUUUCAUGCCCGAGACGACACCGAUGACACCAAUGCAUGGCGUGAAAUCUAUGCUGGUUGUGAGCGUCCAGCAUUACCACAAGUUGACACAUGGCGAUGGACGGUGCCACAUGAUGGAUACUACUACAUACGAUACGGUAAUGAAAAAGCUUGGCUAUUCUCUGUCACAGUUCGUCACCUUAUUUAUCAACUAGAUGGAAGCGAAAAGAAGAUUGUCACUCCGAUUACAACGUUCAAUAAUUGA
This is a messenger RNA of Haemonchus placei, 1179 nucleotides long. The record is from the annotation of a GenBank genome assembly. Lineage: Eukaryota; Metazoa; Nematoda; Chromadorea; Rhabditida; Trichostrongylidae.